UUUAUACAAAGAAUAAAACGUUUGUUACCGUUUAUGUUAAUUACCUGGAUCGGAAUGAAUGAGGAUUUAGAUUCUCCAAUUUGAAACUCUCCCUGCAAACAGAACCAAAAUCGGAGCUCCGAAGGCGAGGGAGAUUAUCCUCCGCCGGUUAACCAUUCUCUCUGCCAUGGACGCACGUCACGCAUCUCUGGGUCGACGAACUCUGGAAGAUAUUCGACAAAAGCGAGCGGCAGAGAGAUUGAGCAAAGCAUCGUCUGGACCAGAUCUCAGCAAAUCCCCAAUCCUUGCAGAUAAUGUUGGAAUUAAGAAAUCCGAGAGUGCAAAUCGACUCUCAGAGGCUGAUGUUAGUGGUUUAGUAGCGCAGCUGCAAGAACUUCAGAAAAGGAAUUCAGAGUUAGAGGAGAAGAACAGGGUACUGUCUUUCAAGCUCCAAACCGAGAAUGCUGCGAAUGAGACUUUACAAAGUCGUGUGAAUGAUCUGGAACAGAGUACAGUUCCAUCUUUAAGGAAAGCCCUUAAGGAUGUAGCAAUGGAAAAAGAUGCAGCAGUUGUUGCAAAGGAGGACCUUUCAGGGCAGCUUCGUACACUAAAGAAACGGUUAAAGGAUGCAGAAGAGGAACAAUACAGAGCUGAGGAAGAUGCUGCAGCAUUGAGAGCAGAGUUGAACUCAAUUCAGCACCAGGCAAUGAGUAAUCAGCUCAACGGUAUAACUUCCAUGGGUAUUCCAUCAGACCAAUUACAAAGCUUGGAACUUGAGUUGGCCAAUUUGAAGUCGGAUCUGCAGCAAGAAUCUGCCAUGAGGCAACUCGAGCAACAGCGGUUGCUGGAGGAGAAACUCAAGGUUUCUGUCCUUGCGUCUGAAAAACAGCAGCUGGAAGACAAACUUCUUGCUGUGUCCCAAAGUGCAACAGGACAAGUGUCAGAAGGUGUUGCUCAUAAUGUAUUUUCAAUGGAGGAUAAAGAGAGACUUGAGAAGCAGUUGCAUGAUAUGGCUGUUGCAGUUGAGAGACUGGAAAGUAGUAGACAGAAGCUUUUGAAGGAGAUUGAUUCCCAAUCUUCAGAGAUAGAGCAGCUUUUCGAAGAAAAUUCCCACCUUUCACAUUCUCUUCAAGAGGCAAUGAACACUGCCAAUCAAUGGGAGAGCCAGUUAAAGGAUUGUCUCAAGCAGAAUAAAGAACUUCGUGUAAUGCUCGAUAAAUUGAGAACAGAACAGACAGCUGUACUGUCUUCAAGUUACAAUGACAUGCAGAGAGGCUCAAAAGAACCAGAAAGAGAUGGCUUAAACUCACAGGGAUCUGCAACUGAAGUCCUCUCUCUCAAGGGGGAGCUCGUAAAAGAACAAAGCAGAGCAGAAGCUUUAUCGGCAGAGGUCAUGCAGCUAUCGGCAAAACUCCAGCAGGCAACACAGGCAUACAUUAGUCUUGCACAUGCCUAUAGACCCGUGCUGCGGAACAUUGAAAGCAGUCUCAUCAAGAUGAAGCAGGAUGGCUCCGUGACAGCUCAAUGAGAAAGCAGAGAACACUACUAUUCAUUCAUCGUAUACUUCAUGACUAGCUGACCUCCACUGCAGGCUUUUUGUGCCUACUAGAGCUUGUGAAAUGCUCGACUUUAGGGCGAACAACCCAGCUGGAAGAGGAGAAGGGCAGUUACCCUCAUGUUACUUUCUUCGUUUUGGGUCCAGGAAAGUGAUGUGGGGAUGCCGUUCAGUACCUAGUGCAUAACGGUUCUUUUUCCUUCUCACAAUUAAUAGAAAUAUAUGGCCAUGUUUGGAGGAUGUGAUUGUCCAAAUUCAUGUAUUGGUUCAAUUACUGUAUUAUGAUUUGAGGUAUUGAUUGAAUGUAUGUAUUAGACAAAUCCCUUGUUUGGAUGUGUUAAAGAUUGUGUAUUGGUUGUAAAAAGAAAUUACACUUUUUGAGACCAAUGACAUUAAUGCCCUUCCCUUUUUGGAUUGAACAGGGCGUUCAGGUAAAGCUAUAUGAUUUGGAAUGUGGAUG
Linum tenue is the source of this 1994-nucleotide messenger RNA. Lineage: Eukaryota; Viridiplantae; Streptophyta; Magnoliopsida; Malpighiales; Linaceae. The record is from the annotation of a GenBank genome assembly.